UGGAUGGCCAGGCGGCCCGCUUGCAGGAUAUCCAGCGCUCAGCCAGGAAGCCACCCAGGGCCCUCGACCAUGGCCAGCAGCCCUUUGCCGGCCCCCACAGACCUCCUGCUGGCCGCCCCGUCCGGCGCUUUCCCGCCCGACCCGCUGCCCCAGCCGCCAGCCGCCUCCCGCGCCUCCACCGCCCCCCCGACGGCCCCCGGCGCCAUGAAGCCCAACCAGGUGGGCCAGGUGAUCCUGUACGGCAUCCCCAUCGUCUCGCUGGUGAUCGACGGCCAGGAGCGCCUGUGCCUGGCGCAGAUCUCCAACACGCUGCUCAAGACCUUCAGCUACAACGAGAUCCACAACCGUCGGGUGGCGCUGGGCAUCACCUGCGUGCAGUGCACGCCCGUCCAGCUGGAGAUCCUGCGCCGGGCCGGGGCCAUGCCCAUCUCGUCGCGCCGCUGCGGCAUGAUCACCAAGCGGGAGGCGGAGCGGCUGUGCAAGUCGUUCCUGGGGGAGAACCGUCCGCCCAAGCUGCCGGAUAACUUCGCCUUCGACGUGUCGCACGAGUGCGCCUGGGGCUGCCGGGGCAGCUUCAUCCCGGCCCGCUACAACAGCUCGCGGGCCAAGUGCAUCAAGUGCAGCUACUGCAGCCUCUACUUCUCGCCCAACAAGUUCAUCUUCCACUCCCACCGCACCCCCGACGCCAAGUACCUGCAGCCCGACGCGGCCAACUUCAACUCUUGGCGCCGCCACCUCAAGCUGAGCGAGCGGGCGCCGCCGGACGAGCUGGUCUUCGCCUGGGAGGACGUCAAGGCCAUGUUCAACGGGGGCAGCCGCAAGCGGGCCUUGCCUUGCUCCGCCGGGCCGUCCGGGCACCACCCGACGGGAGCCCCGCCGCAGCCCCCGCAGCCCCCUUUGCCUUGCCACGGGCUGGGCUCGGUCAAGGCGGCCGCCGGCGGCGCGGGGGGGCUGGGGGGCGCGGGGGGCGCGGGCGGAGGGGGGCUGCUGGGCCCGCACCUCCUGGCCGGGGGACCCCCGCCGCCGCCGCCCCCGCCGCCCCCGCCGGACCUGGGCCAGAAGCGGCCGCGCUUCGACGACGAGAGCGACCUCCACGAAGCGGUGGCGGCGGCGGCUGCAGCAGCGGCGGCGGCGAUGGCGCAGGGCAAAGGGGCGCGCAGCUACCCGCUCAUGCCGCUGCCCAGCAAGGGGGGCUCCUUCGGGGGCGCCCUGUCCAAGUUCCCCGCCUGCGGGGGGCUCUUCCCGCACCCCUACGGCUUCCCGGCCGCCGCCGCCGCGGCCUUCGGCCUCUGCCACAAGAAGGAGGAGGCGUCCGACGGGCUGGGCGUCGGCGCUCCAGGCGCCUCGGGGGCUUCCAAAGCCGGGGCGGGGGUCCCGCCGGCCGGAGCGGGGCUCUCGGGCCUCUUCGGGCCGGGGACCCGCAACGACGCGGCCGCGGCGGCCGCGGCGGCCGCCGCCGCCUUCUACCCGCCCUUCUGCAUGUUCUGGCCCCCCCGGGCGCCGGCGGGGCUGCCCGGCCUGCCCACCUACCUGCAGCCCCCGCCGCCCCCGCCGCCUCCACCGCCGGGCUGCUCGUCGCUGGGCGGGGAGAGCUCCCGCCUGCUCCGCCAGGCUUUCCUGGAGCUGGGCGCCGAGCCCGGGCUGGAGGGGGCGUCCGCCGGCGGGCUGGGGUCUCCUCCUGCUGCGGGAGGGGGCAGCAGCCGGGAGCCGCGCGCUUUCGAGGGCGGUGGAGGCGGCGGGGAGGGCGAGCUGGGCGCCUCCCCCAGCUCCGAGGGCGCCCACCUGCUGGAGGGCCCGGCGCGGCCCACGGGGGGCUCUGCCUACCGCCACUCCAGCGCCUUCCGCCCGGUGGGGGGCAAGGAGGACUCGGAGAGCCUGGCCAAGCUCCAUCAGCACCACCAGCCGUCGGGCCGGCCCGCCUCGCCGCCCCCGGCCCAGCCCCCGCCGCCACCGCUCCUGGUCCUGCCGGCCGAGCGCCAGCCUGCCCUCCCCCGGCUCCUCUCCCCCGGCGGGGCCAGCGGCAGCUUCCCCAGCGAGGACAGCAGCGAGGAAGAGGAGGAGGAGGAGGAGGAAGAGGCGGAGGUGGACGAGGGCCCGGCCGGCCCGGAGCAGGAGCAGCUGCCGCCCCCGCCUGCGCCCCCCGGCCUCCCCAAAGCGCCCGGCAGCCCCACCCUCCACCCGGGCCAGGAGAUCGCCACGACGACGACGACGACGACGCCCUACAAAGAUAUCCCGAAAAACAAAGAAGCCCACCCCGUCAGCGUUUCUUCCAAGGAAGACCAUUUUUCAGAUAAGAACAAGGAGCACAGCUUUUUCAUCACCGACGCUGAACAUCCAGGAGACUUCUGGACAAAUAUAGCAGGUGACCCCAUUCAAGAACCCAGUGCCCCCCAUUCUCUGAAAAAGGACAUGGAAAACAUGGGAAAAGAAGAGCUUCAGAAGGUCUUAUUUGAACAGAUCGACUGGCGCAGAAGGCUUGAGCAGGAAUUCCAAGUGCUGAAAGGAACCACCUCAUUCCCAGUUUUCAAUAAUUUUCAAGAUCAGAUGAAGCGGGAGCUGGCCUACCGAGAAGAAAUGGUUCAGCAAUUACAAAUUAUCCCCUAUGCAGCAAGCUUGAUCAGGAAAGAAAAACUUGGCACACAUCUCAGCAAAAGCUAA
Molecule: messenger RNA, 2658 nt
Organism: Crotalus tigris (Tiger rattlesnake)
Lineage: Eukaryota; Metazoa; Chordata; Lepidosauria; Squamata; Viperidae
Product: SKI family transcriptional corepressor 2-like
Exons: 9
Coding region: 4-2658 (884 amino acids)
Biological process (GO): negative regulation of BMP signaling pathway; negative regulation of transcription by RNA polymerase II
Cellular component (GO): transcription regulator complex; nucleus
Molecular function (GO): RNA polymerase II cis-regulatory region sequence-specific DNA binding; SMAD binding; DNA-binding transcription factor activity, RNA polymerase II-specific
Source: RefSeq, a predicted model, not a curated record